This is a messenger RNA of Ilyonectria robusta, 219 nucleotides long. RefSeq lists its product as uncharacterized. The record is from RefSeq and is a predicted model, not a curated record. The transcript has a single exon. The annotation marks the transcript as partial. Lineage: Eukaryota; Fungi; Ascomycota; Sordariomycetes; Hypocreales; Nectriaceae.
AUGAGCACGAAUAGACGCCCUCAAGCCACCACAAACAACAAAAAGACCCUCCGGGUCUUUCAGGCCAACGUGGGCAAGGUCCCUCCCGUCCACGACUGUGCCCUCGCACUGGCCGACUCUGAACGAUACGACGUUGUCCUCCUACAAGAACCGUGGACAGCAAUUGCAGACUCGCGCUGUCUCACGAAGACGCACCCGGCAUACGACACCUUCUCCCCA